This is a messenger RNA of Haliotis rufescens (red abalone), 6472 nucleotides long. Its product is annotated as epidermal growth factor receptor kinase substrate 8-like. NCBI's taxonomy places the organism in Eukaryota, Metazoa, Mollusca, Gastropoda, Lepetellida, Haliotidae. The transcript is spliced from 12 exons. Gene Ontology annotation, molecular function: actin binding. Bases 1 to 2274 code for a protein of 757 amino acids. The record is from RefSeq and is a predicted model, not a curated record. Gene Ontology annotation, biological process: regulation of Rho protein signal transduction; Rho protein signal transduction. Gene Ontology annotation, cellular component: plasma membrane.
AUGUCAGCCUCAUUUCUGUCUCAGGGUUGUGAGUGUGGGGUGGUGGAUCUAAGCUUGGCCAAGGGCGAGUACAUGUCAGCCUCAUUUCUGUCUCAGGGUUGUGAGUGUGGGGUGGUGGAUCUAAGCUUGGCCAAGGGCGAGUACAUGUCAGCCUCAUUUCUGUCUCAGGGUUGUGAGUGUGGGGUGGUGGAUCUAAGCUUGGCCAAGGGCGAGUACAUGUCAGCCUCAUUUCUGUCUCAGGGUUGUGAGUGUGGGGUGGUGCAUCUAAGCUUGGCCAAGGGCGAGUACAUGUCAGCCUCAUUUCUGUCUCAGGGUUGUGAGUGUGGGGUGGUGGAUCUAAGCUUGGCCAAGGGCGAGUACAUGUCAGCCUCAUUUCUGUAUCAUGGUUGUGGGUGUGGGGUGGUGGAUCUAAGCUUGGCCAAGGGCGAGUACAUGUCAGCCUCAUUUCUGUAUCAUGGUUGUGAGUGUGGGGUGGUGCAUCUAAGCUUGGCCAAGGGCGAGUACAUGUCAGCCUCAUUUCUGUCUCAGGGUUGUGAGUGUGGGGUGGUGGAUCUAAGCUUGGCCAAGGGCGAGUACAUGUCAGCCUCAUUUCUGUCUCAGGGUUGUGAGUGUGGGGUGGUGGAUCUAAGCUUGGCCAAGGGUGAGUACAUGUCAGCCUCAUUUCUGUAUCAUGGUUGUGAGUGUGGGGUGGUGGAUCUAAGCUUGGCCAAGGGCGAGUACAUGUCAGCCUCAUUUCUGUCUCAAGGUUGUGAGUGUGGGGUGGUGGAUCUAAGCUUGGCCAAGGGCGAGUACAUGUCAGCCUCAUUUCUGUCUCAGGGUUGUGAGUGUGGGGUGGUGGAUCUAAGCUUGGCCAAGGCGAGUACAUGUCAGCCUUAUUUCUGUCUCAGGGUUCCAAAGGAUUCCCCACCACCAUCACAGCGCCCCCCAGAACCCCCAGGAAUGUACGGCAUGAGGAGUAACGUCGAGCAGUAUGCUGGUCCCUCUGGCCCCCGGCGCCCUGGCAACCACAUUCCAUUCAUACAAGAUGGUGGACAGAAUGAAGUCCUAGAGAAAGAUGUGCAAUUGCUGAAUCACUGUUUUGAUGACAUCGAGCGGUUUGUGGCGCGCCUACAGCAGGCAGCUGAAGCAUACAAGGAGUUAGAACGUAGGAAACGAGAGCGAGGCAACCGGGCACGAAAGAGACAGAGUGGAGAUGGCAUGCUGAGUCACAGAGCCCGACCCCCACCUGCCAGUGAUUUUAUCGAUAUUUUCCAGAAGUUCAAGUUUUCUUUCAACCUGCUGGCCAAGUUAAAGGCGCACAUCCAUGAUCCCAAUGCACCAGAGUUGGUUCACUUCCUGUUUACGCCUUUAAGUCUGAUCUACGAAGCCAGUCGUGAUCCGUUCCACGGCAACCGGGAUCUUGCCGACCAGGCAAUAUCUCCUGUUGUCAACCAUGAAGCUAAACAACUGUUGCUCAACUGUCUGACGUCCAAGGAGAUCGAGCUAUGGCAGGCGUUGGGGCCCAAAUGGACAACUAGCAGAGAAGAAUGGAGAGGCUACACGCCCCCGUUUAACCCCGUGUUCUACGAUGGCUGGCGACCGUCACCGAGUGUGAUCGAGGAUUCUCCUCCUCCUCCUCCACCUCAGGUACCAUUAGAGGCAGCGGUUCUUGCCCACCACAACCAAAUCAUGAACCACACGCAUGAGUCGGAUACUAGGCCAAUGCCUACCUACCAAGAGGAUGAUUAUCAGCGUAGAUUUGAGCCACCACGCCCGUCACCGCGCCCACCAAGCCCACGGCCGCCGAGUCCGCCAAGGCAUGCUAUUCAGAGUACUUCAGCAGUGUACCCAGAAUAUGUAGAACAGCCCCAAGAGAGAAACCGUCCCGAAAUGAGGCGUCAGUCUCCUACAUCGUCACGAGAUGAGGAAAACGCAGCCUACCUGGAUGAGCUGAGGCGGGGUGGUCAUCAAGUUUACGAAGCACUUCAUGAAAGAAAGGGCAAAAAUCAAAAAGAAAUCUCAGUGAAUAAAGGAGACAUCUUGCAGGUGGUGGACAGUAGCCGGAAGUGGUGGAAGGUGCGGAACUACAAGGGCGAAAUGGGUUAUGCCCCUUACACAAUACUGACCGAGGUCAAGGACUUGGGAUACGGAACGGACUUGGGCCGCGACCGAAACAGUGGCAACUACAACAACUUCCUGCCUAACGACCAGCCACCAGCGCCCCCUGUGCCACCUCCCGCCCCUGAUAUUGGCAGGAGCAGACAACCCAAAAGAGGUGACUUUAAAUACUUCUAGGGUCGUCAGCUGAAAUAAUCUACCCUUACCAGUGUGGUUUUAUGUGUUCUGUUCAAAGGUCAUAAAUACUACCAAAAUUGGCGAGAUUGUGAGGACAAUAAAUCUGUAUUCUCAAUUUUAUUACAAAAUGCCAAUAAAUUUAUCGUCCAAUCGACGAAAUUGUACAUAGAUUUCCGUGCAGCUUCAUUGGCAGAAAAAACAAUGUCACAUUAGAUAGGCUUGAUACAACAAUACCCAUCACUCUGUGUUCCUGAAGGUUAGAUGAUGUGCAAUUUGGGGAGUAGGAGGACCAAAUAGUUCCUGGUUUAACAAAGAAACGGUUGUGCCACGAUGGUCAUUACUCCUAUGUCAGUUUAUCAUGGACUUAAAGGGGCGGGUGGAUAGCACAGUGGUUAAUGCAAUCGCUCAUCAGGUCAAACACUGGGUUCGAUUCCCGACAUGGGUACAAUGUUUGAAGCCCAUUUUUGGUGUCCCCUGCCGUAAUAUUGCUAAAGGCGGCAUAAACCAUUCCGACUCAUUCAUAGACGUACUGCAGUCGAAGUGCUGCAAUUGCUUUGUGAACGGGAACAAAAUGACAACAUGAGAUACGAUGAAACAGAUUAAUAGGAAAGUGAGGGUAUGAGUUUCAAGCUUGUCCAUAUCUAUUUGAUUUGUCAUAAUAUCAAGUCAGUUGUGUGUUAUUAUUUUUUUCCAAAUCUAUGCAACUAUAAGGGAGGGGGGGAAUCGAUGUUAAUAUAUAUUUCAUUGACUGUGUCAUUAUGUUCAUAUCAUUCCUCAUUAAACAUGUGUAUUCCCAAUACAAUGUUAUAGUGUCAGUUUGCAAAAAAACAAUGUUUUAUACAAACAUUGAAACUGGUCAGUAAGAGUAUCUUCCCUUUUAGAAUCACCUUCACUAAAAGUCUAUUUCCUUUUGAACAAUGAGAAGGUUCUUUAACCUUGAAGCUUGAACGGGAAGUUACUGAAGGGGAGGUAACUCUUACAUGCCAAGGGAGACAACUACUUUCCCUUUUGCACAUGAAGUAUUAUAGAGGUAGGAGACAUGUAGGUUAAAGCAACACCUGCUUGAAUUAUAUAUGUAUGUAUAUUGUAUUUGUAUAUUCUGGAAACAUGUUUUGAAGAUUUUAGAUUUAGAAAGUGUACUGUUUAUAUUUGCUUCACAUUCAGCUGAAAAUUGCCGCUUGUUAUAAUUUAGAGCAUUUUGCUCACUGCAGAACAAGAAUUGAUCUGUACAUAUUUGUUUCUGAUGCAACUUUAUAAUGUGGCCUUAAGUGCUUUGAAAGAAGAUUGAAUUUAUUAUGAACUUUUGUAUAAAUUUUGUUAUUUUAUCAGUUAGAUAUGUUUUUAAUUUGAAAACAUUUCAUGUCAAUUUAAUCACAAAUCAUAAAGCACUGAAUAGAUCACCCAUUAGCGUUGACAUAAUUCUGGUACCCGGCUAGUGAAAAGGUUGACACUAAUUGGUGCUUGGAAUAAAAUAACAAAAGAAUUAUUCUCAAAUAUUAGAGAUAAACCUUCAUGAUAGGUUGUUGAUAAGAAAGAAGUUCUUUUUCUCCAAUGACAUUUUAAUAGGAUUAUCAUAGUUUUUCUUGAUAUGCUGGUACUUACCUGGUUGAGGAAGCUUCAGCCGAGCGUUGUGCAGGGGCGUCUUGUACAGUUAAAUGGCAGUGGUGAAUGUUGGUCUCUAUAUAUAAAAGGUCAAAGAAUAUUUGACUACGAGUUGCUAUUUAAAUCACCUACCUCCCAGAAAUGAAAAAUAAAUGUACAUACAUUGAUUUGGUUGAUCUGUAAAAAUUGUACAUUUUGGUUUAUGGUUCUUUGGAAUAAGCAGUAGUGUAUUCUCAGUAACACCAACUUUUCUUUAUGUUUUGAAAAUGUGAAUUUUGUGUUCUCCAGUAUUCUUGCAUAAUAGCAGUGAAAUCAACAUUUGAUGAUUCUUUUUGGAAUAAAAAUGGCAAAAAAAAGAGCCAACUGUAAUAUGCUGAAAAUGUUGAAAUAUGAGUUAAGGAUUUCAGUUAUCAAAUAGCAGCAUAAUACCCAUGAAAAUAUAACAGUAAUAACCCGUACUCCCCAGUCUGGGCGAUAUAGGUGUUAUUAGCCUCGUGUAUGGUUAGCAUUAUUCAGCAUAUCUGACUCAUUGAUAAUGGUAAUAUUUGUUAUGAUUAUUGGAAAUUUAUGAUCCAUUAUAUUUUUGAAACCAUUGUACAUGUACUUGUACAACAAUGGAAACAUUUGUAUCCAAAUGUGAAUCUAUGACUGAACUAAAACCAAGUUACUAUGGCAAGUUUACACUGUGUAUGGCUAUUCCUAUAACAGUAGACAGAUAAUGGCUCUGAUUGUAGUCACUUUCAGGUAUUUUCCUUGAGUAUUCUGAUUGCCUCAGGCUUGUAUCACUUCUGUAUUAUUUUAAAAGUUACUUUUUUUAUACACACAUUUCAACCAAAUUUCUCAGUCUAAGGUUCUUCUUCCACAGAGAGGAGAUAACUGCUUUGAUUUGCACUAAAUCCCUGAACUUGGCUAAACGCAACUGAUUCCAUAGUAUUAAGAGGUUACUGCUGGGGUCACAGUGUCAGUUGGCAUGUUUCCCAACUACUCAUAAUUGGUCUGCACAUUUACAAAUAUCAAAUCACUUAUCUGCAAUAUGACAGAUGUUUGAUCACAACUUGACUUAUGUCACUUUUUAAUUAGAAUUUGAUUAGCAAAUCAACUUUGCAAUAUAUUUGUGUAUAUAGAUUUUAUUGACAAAUAUUACCAGCCAGAUAAUUAGACACCUGGGCUGAUGUUAGUAUUGAGUACAAUAGAGUAUUCUUGUCAUCUGAAACCAUGCUGAUGUUCAAAUGAUUAUUUAGUGGGGAAUACUUCGAACCUUUAGAGGAGACUGAUUCAGAGUACUUAAUACCAGUUAAUAUUCUGUAUUCAUUAAGAUAGUACUUCCUACGCAAGUAUAUAUCCAUAAGUUAUUCAUCUAACUGUGUACUGUUAAGUAAAUAUUUGUUGUAUAAAUUUAUUAUAUUAUCUUGUCUCCUUUUAAGGUGUUUGAAAUAUUCUCCAUUUCGCCUCAUUUGUAAAUUGUUUUGACAGUUUUGUAAUUUUGUUACUGCCCCAUGGUGAGGUGAUGGAAAUGGGCCCUCAUUGGUCAGGUUUGCGUUUUGUCAUGCAUGUUACCAUGGUUUCAAAAACAUGCCUCCAUGACAGCUUGUUACCAUGGUGAUUUGUUGCUAUGGUAACGAAAAUGUCAUGAUGCUGUAUUUGAUUCGAUUAAUUAUUCCCAUCUGUCUGGUUUUCUGUAUUCUUUUAUAUAUUUUCUGGUGUCCUCUCAUCAUUAUAACGUACUGACAAACUACUCUGGUUCAUAGUUUAGAAGCUUAUUUUGUAACCCAAAUCCUCAUUACUGCAUCUCCUUGGCAACAACCUUUACUAAACCCUUAUUUGGCAAUGGAAGCAUGCCAUUUACAGCAUUUAGAGGGGUCAUUCCUUGGCUUCUCAACUCACUGUCUUUAACUUGGUUAACACUUCCUAACUGCGUAUGAUAACCACAUCACAAACAUGUCAUCACAAUGCCUGCUUAUUGAGUUCACUUCCUGCAUUGCUAGCCUGCACUGUAAAAACGGAUAAGUUUGUAAUAUGAAACAUUGAAAGAUGGAAUAUGUAUUCAAAUUUUUUUGGGAAGUAAGAAAACAGUAUUACACCUCUUUUUGUUUUAUGAAAAAUGAUUCUGAACAGUAUUAAAAUCUUCAGUAAUGCUCAUAGCUCGAUUUACAACUUUGAAUAUUCUUGCAUGUAUCUACUUGAUCUAUGUUUCUCUAUGCCAAUCAAGCCUCACUCACCAGCAUGUCACAUACACAUAACCGCUAAUCAGAAUGGAUUUUAUUCAAGACAUCGCAUGAGAAAAUUACUUCAGUUUCGCCUGUAUGUGUACAUUUUGCUAUGAAAUAAUUUGCUCGUGAGUGUGACAGUACUACAGUGUAUUCUGCAUGUUUUGCCUGAUGUUUCAUGCAUGUUCGGGCUGACAAGGCUUCUGCAAUCCUGACCAGAGUUAUCCCCCUUUCAUCACUCUCCUAUGCUGUAAAUGACAGAGCAUAUCAAGUUGUGUUACCAAGUGAGGAAAAUGUCAAACAUAUUUUGAAAUAUAUUUAUAUACAAAAGAUAAUUACUGCAUGUAUUAUUGCUAACAUUUAAAUAAAAAGCAAUAUUUGUACUCAGA